Onychomys torridus (southern grasshopper mouse) is the source of this 537-nucleotide messenger RNA. RefSeq names its product interleukin 10 (gene Il10). The record is from RefSeq and is a predicted model, not a curated record. The transcript has 5 exons. Gene Ontology annotation, molecular function: cytokine activity. Gene Ontology annotation, biological process: immune response. Bases 1 to 537 code for a protein of 178 amino acids. Gene Ontology annotation, cellular component: extracellular region. Lineage: Eukaryota; Metazoa; Chordata; Mammalia; Rodentia; Cricetidae.
AUGCCUGGCUCAGCACUGCUCUGUUGCCUGCUCUUACUGGCUGAGGUGGGGACCAGCAGAGGCCACUACACCCAGGAUGAGAAUAAUUGCACCCACUUCCCAGUCAGCCAGACUCACAUGCUUCGAGAGCUGCGGAUUGCCUUCAGCCAGGUGAAGACUUUCUUUCAAAAGAAGGACCAGCUGGACAACAUACUGCUAACUGAUUCCUUACUGAAGGACUUUAAGGGUUACUUGGGCUGCCAAACCUUAUCAGAAAUGAUCCAGUUUUACCUGGUAGAAGUGAUGCCCCAGGCAGAGAACCAUGGCCCAGAAAUCAAGGAGCAUUUGAACUCCCUGGGAGAGAAGCUGAAGACCCUCAGGAGGCAGCUGCAGCGCUGUCAUCGAUUUCUCCCCUGUGAAAAUAAGAGCAAGGCUGUGGAGCAGGUGAAGAACGAUUUUAAUAAGCUCCAAGAGAAAGGCGUCUACAAGGCCAUGAAUGAGUUUGACAUCUUCAUCAACUGCAUAGAAGCGUACAUGACCAUCAGAAUGAAAAACUGA